CGCGGGGGUCAGGAGUUCUCUCUCACAGCCAUCUUGGAUAUAACGUCCAGAGUCGGUGAGUGUCUCUGCGGACAAUCCAACAUCAUCCAGCCGUUUCUUACAAAUCCUCGUCUCCGUUAAAGCAACCAUGCCCGGUGAAGCCACAGAAACGGUCCCCGUCACCGAGCAGGAGAUGCAGCAGCCACAAGUGGAGACUGCUGCAGGAGUUCUGAUUACUACUACUCCUGAGAUGGCUGUUCCCACAGUGAACAAAGAAGUGCCACUGGAGAAUCUUCCAGAACCCCCUGCUCCUGCCCAAGAGAUAAGCCCCCCAGAAACUAGCAUUGAGUCACGUAUUGAUCCACCAAAUGGUGUUGCUGCAGCUCAAGAAAUGGCCGAACAAACAGAAAAGAGUGGCCUGGAAGCAUCACCAGUUUCACAGCAAGUAACAGCUGCUGACCCAGCAGAGGCUUCCGCUGGUCUGCCAGUUCCUGAAGAGUCCGUGCCUUCACCCAAAGCUCCAACUGAAGAGGUGCAAAGUCAGGAAUCUGUGGUUGCUGCUGAAGAAUUGGUUGGUGAAGAGGCUAAGCAGAUUCCUGAUGAAGUUAAUCCCUCAGGAGAAGAGACGGAAACCGUGGCAGAAGAAAUGCCAGGUGAUCCUGAACCAUCUGCUCUGGAACCAUCUCCUCCUAUACCUGCUGCUCCUGAAGAUGUCAGUUUAAACGGCGAAGACGCAAAAAUUGAAGUAGAGAGUCCAAGAAACCUUACCCUGAAUGCAACUCAAGAAGUAUUGCCUGGUGUUGUGAACAUUGACGUGGCCACUCAAAAGGAAAAUCUCGUCAAAGAACCUGUUAUACUUCUUCCCAAGGUCGUUCAGUCUAAGAGGACCGCCAAAUGUGAAGGCCCACACAUUACCACUCGCCACCUGUCAGGAUCUGGCACUGAGUCAGACAGCGAUGACUCAGUCCCUGAUCUGGAGGAACAGGACUCUGCACAGACACAGACACAGCAGGCUCAGCUUGCAGCAGCUGCUGAGAUUGACGAGGAACCUGUCAGCAAAGCCAAACAGAGCCGCAGUGAAAAGAAGGCACGGAAGGCAAUGUCAAAGCUUGGUCUCAGGCAGGUAACAGGGGUCACCAGGGUCACAAUUCGCAAAUCAAAGAACAUCUUGUUUGUCAUCACCAAACCAGACGUCUACAAGAGCCCUGCAUCAGACACAUACAUCGUCUUCGGUGAAGCCAAGAUUGAAGAUCUUUCCCAGCAAGCCCAGCUGGCUGCCGCAGAAAAAUUCAAGGUACAGGGAGAAGCUGUAUCAAACAUCCAAGAAAACACACAGACGCCAACAGUACAGGAGGAAAGCGAAGAAGAAGAGGUUGAUGAAACCGGAGUUGAGGUUAAAGACAUUGAACUCGUCAUGUCGCAAGCCAACGUGUCGCGGGCGAAGGCUGUACGGGCCCUGAAAAACAACAAUAACGACAUUGUCAAUGCUAUUAUGGAGUUGACGAUGUAAACCAGUGUCAACGAGGAGUUGGAGAAAUGUUGCUGAUUUAAUCUAAGCUCGUUUAUACAAUUUAUACCCAAGAUGGAAAUAAAGUUGUGGCUUGAUAAAAUGAAA
Molecule: messenger RNA, 1594 nt
Organism: Pleuronectes platessa (European plaice)
Lineage: Eukaryota; Metazoa; Chordata; Actinopteri; Pleuronectiformes; Pleuronectidae
Gene: naca
Product: nascent polypeptide associated complex subunit alpha
Exons: 9
Coding region: 128-1489 (453 amino acids)
Biological process (GO): protein targeting to membrane
Cellular component (GO): cytoplasm; nascent polypeptide-associated complex
Source: RefSeq, a predicted model, not a curated record